AGUCGGCUUCGUUUUCAUCCGGGCUUUGGGACAGUGGUCGUCAUGGCGCCACCCGUGAGAUACUGCAUACCUGGCGAACGUCUGUGUAACUUGGAGGAGGGCAGCCCGGGCAGCGGAACCUACACCCGGCACGGCUACAUCUUUUCGUCGCUUGCUGGCUGCCUGACGAAGACUAGCGAGAACGGCGCGCUUCCUGUGGUAUCUGUGAUGAGAGAAACAGAGUCUCAAUUGCUGCCAGAUGUGGGAGCUAUUGUUACCUGUAAGGUCUCUAGCAUCAAUUCACGCUUUGCUAAAGUACACAUCCUAUAUGUGGGGUCCACACCACUUAAGAACUCUUUUCGAGGAACAAUCCGCAAAGAAGAUGUCCGAGCAACUGAGAAAGACAAGGUUGAAAUUUAUAAAAGUUUCCGCCCAGGUGACAUUGUCUUGGCCAAAGUGAUCUCCCUAGGUGAUGCACAGUCCAACUACUUGCUGACCACUGCCGAAAAUGAGCUAGGAGUGGUGGUAGCCCACGGUGAGUCAGGUGUCCAGAUGGUUCCCAUAAGCUGGUGUGAGAUGCAGUGCCCCAAGACCCACAUUAAAGAGUUCCGGAAAGUGGCCCGAGUACAGCCUGAAUUCUUGCAGACCUAAGAAUCCACGUUUUACCCCGUGGAGGGAGAUAAGCUGUUUCUAAGAGUACAUAUGUGAAAAUAACACCAAGAUGCCAUUGUCUUUAUUCAAAUACUUGGGAUCAGCAAGCAACCAUGUCUAGAAAAAUCUACUAGAAACUUACUCAGUAAGUGGGACAUUUUUUCUUGUCCACCUUUCCGUGGAUUUCAUUCUCUUAAAUUGUAAGAACUUGUGUUUUGGAGACACCAGCA
Molecule: messenger RNA, 860 nt
Organism: Otolemur garnettii (small-eared galago)
Lineage: Eukaryota; Metazoa; Chordata; Mammalia; Primates; Galagidae
Gene: EXOSC1
Product: exosome component 1
Exons: 8
Coding region: 43-630 (195 amino acids)
Biological process (GO): RNA processing
Cellular component (GO): nuclear exosome (RNase complex); cytoplasm
Molecular function (GO): RNA binding
Source: RefSeq, a predicted model, not a curated record